This is a messenger RNA of Aptenodytes forsteri (emperor penguin), 1472 nucleotides long. It is a transcript of the gene CDC42EP2, whose product is annotated as CDC42 effector protein 2. The record is from RefSeq and is a predicted model, not a curated record. Bases 66 to 779 code for a protein of 237 amino acids. The transcript has 2 exons. NCBI's taxonomy places the organism in Eukaryota, Metazoa, Chordata, Aves, Sphenisciformes, Spheniscidae.
CUAGGAAGACAACCACCUCUUGAGUUGGCUGGAGUUGGCGUGGAAGCGCUUUGCUCCUCGGCACGAUGUCCACCAAGGUGCCGAUCUACCUGAAGAGGGGCAGCCGGAAGGGGAAGAAGGAGAAGCUCCGCGACAUCCUCUCCUCCGACAUGAUCAGCCCGCCCUUGGGGGACUUCAGGCACACGAUUCACAUCGGCAGCGGCGGGGAGAGCGACAUGUUUGGGGACAUCUCCUUCCUUCAGGGCAAGUUCCAUCUCCUCCCCAGGACCGAAGGCAGCCUCGACUCCGACAAGGACAGCCCCGACGCGGCGCCGUUCGAGUUCUCCAGGACGGCCACCAUCUCCGGACGCGAGCAGGCGUCCUCGGAGACUUCAUCUCCGCUCCUCAAAAACGCCAUCUCCUUGCCCGUCAUCGGGGGGCCGCAGGCGUUGAUGCUGCCCUCGGCGCAAGCCCCCCCGAAACCGCCGCGGUUGCACCUCGAUGACAAAGCCCCGCCGGUGCGAGGCUGGGAAGGUGGGGAGGAGGACGGCGAGGGCAGGAGCGCCGCCCCGCUGCCGCAUCCCUGCGCCUCGCGUUUCGCUGCCCCGACGAACGGCUUCACCGAGGAGAAGGGCAACGCCGAGCCGCCCUUCCUCUCCCACGCCGGCUCCCUCCUCUCCCUCCACGUGGAUUUGGGGCCGUCCAUUUUGGAGGACGUCCUGCAAGUGAUGGAGAAACAUCAAGCAGAGAGAGUGGGUGGAUCUAUACAGGAUUCGGGCAGGCAGGAAAUCUUGACGUGAAGACGGCUCAAGAGCCCGUCGUGCAAACGGGAUGUGAGCGCUCAUCCUCCGCGCCGCUCCCCGCAGACCUCCGGCUAUUCCCUCAGCGUGGGGAGGAAAAAACCAAAAACCACCCACCCUACGAAGCCAAGACGAAACACGCAGCGCUCGCUGCCGGAUUAUAUCGCCGCUUGCCCGUAUCAACUUUGCCUUUAGCGAUGGAUCGAACCGUAGGACCGCGCCGACCGGUAGAAAAUAAGACGUGGCGCUGUUAUCGAUGUUUGUUGUACUGGACGGGGUGAAACAGCGACGGUUGAAUUCCCGAAUGUCUCGGUCGGGAGGAGUUUUGGGGUUUCGGGGGGUUUUUUUUGCUCGAAGAGGGGCUGCGGUUUGCACUCAGUCGAGGUGAAGGUGUGACGUUCGCUGUUUGCCAACCACCCGAAUCAUCAAGGUGAUGUCAAAUGUCAGCCUGGGACUUGACUUAAUUUUUUAAAGAUCCCACAAACGGGUAAAUCUAGUGGUUACGUGGCAAAAGGCUCCAUCGGGCUUUAAUGUUGCGUCGUCUCUAAGGAGAAGCUAAAAGCUCUCUGCGGAGACGCUAAAAAAACCCUCUCGGGCUGUAUUUUGGCAACUAAAUCCGUGGCUGGAGCUUGGGGUUGGAAUUUAAAGUCGUAAAUAAGAUGCAAACAACAACAGAAAAAAACCCGUUAAGUG